UACAUGUUGUCAUAAAACUGUCAAAACGCGGGAAUAAAAAUAAAGGCGUGCACGCUCAAUGUGAGAUUGGAAAAUUGUGUGUGUUUAUUUGGAAUCAGUCACCAUUUCUACACCUAACAAGGUUUUGUGAUAAAGAAGCUUGUUUAGCUGUGCAAUUUAUGCUGUUUGCGGUCGUUUUAACAAACAAAUUUACCAAAAAAUGUGUGUAAGGAGUUGUACAACAUCGUAAACACAACAGUGCAUUAGUUGGAUAGUGUGUUGGCUCCAAGCUCCAAGGUCCUUUGAGCGGACCUUCAAACUCAUUAGAAGUGACCUCAAGCAUCUCUGAUUCGCUUCCUCCGACACGGAUUUGUAUGUGUUUCGCAGCCAGUGUGGCUCUGCCUGUGCUACGUCCAACCAAACACCAGAAGCGGCAAUACGGCGUGCUUCAAAAAUAGAUGAUUCCAUCAAGAAAAAGCAAUAUUGUCCUGCAACAUUAAUGUGACCGCAGAUUGUUUGAGAAGCAGUUGCAGCUGGCGUGCGAACGGUAUGUUGGCCUUCGUUGGUAGCCGUUCGUACUGUGUAUACACAGUGUGAGAUUGUUGGCUCGUACGAAAAGUUGUGCGGUUUCGUGCCUCAAGUGAGACAGUGCAGUUUGGGGUGGGCUAAUGAGCGAGGGAAGUGCGCUGAGAUACGCAAAUACGACAGCACGUGCAAGACAAAGGACGUCUGUUUCAUCGAGAAGAUCAAACGAAACAAACCAGCAUUCCGACCGUGCGACAUCGAGUGAUGAUCGUUUUGUUUACUGUUGUGCGGCUAGUUGUAGAUCACCAAUCAUAAUCAAUGUUUCAGACAUGCCGCCUCUGGAACCUCAGUAUUGCAAGCGUGCUAGCCCUAACGCUGUCCAAUGUGUUCCUUACCGUGCGGCUGCUGCACAGCGGCGACUGCAACCAGUACGGCAGCCAGGUGGAGGAAGGCGUCUCGAUGGUACCGCGCGCCCCGAUCCUAACGCCAGCCACCUGUCUGGAGUACGUGCUGGCCGAAAGUCUGGCCAACAGCACGGAUAAGGCCGUAUUUUCCGGGCUGGAUCUGCGCCUGGGACGGUGGGAUACGCGCCGGCUGUACAAAAUCUUCGACUACGCCGUCGUCGGCGAACGCUUUCCCGACCUGUCCGACACGUACAGCGUCUGUCUGGCGACGCAGAGUUCGCUCGAAAAGAUCUACUCGCUCGUGCAGGUGGCCCAUCACUGGUCCGGCCCCAUCUCGACCGCCAUCUUCGCGGCGGGCAACGAUGAGUUGUACCUGGUGCAGAUCUACCUAUCCUAUCUGCGGGCCUGCUUCCGGCCGAUCCGGGAACGGGUAAGCUUCCAUCUGGUGCUGCCAAGGGAGCGAGCACCGACGCACCUCAAGAGCGUGCACGUGAGCGAUUUCACCAAGUUUGACUGUGCCAAACCGGAGGCGACACUAAACGAUCUGCUGAAGCUGCGCAAGGCGGACACAAGCAAGUGGCGCAUCAAAAACCCAUACCCGCAGAACCAUCUGCGCAACGUGGCGCGCAAGGGUUGCCAGGGCGGGUACGUGUUUCUCACCGACGUAGACAUUGUGCCGAGCGUCAGCUUCGCCGAGCAGCUGGACAAGUUUCUGCGGAAGCAGAAACCGCACCACCUGACCGCGUUCGUCGUGCCGACGUACGAGCUGGACGAGCGGGUGCGGUUCCCGCGCAACAAGACUGAUCUGAUACGGCUGGCGAACAAGGGGCUGGCGCGACCGUUCCAUCACAAGGUGUUUAUCUACAACCAGUUUGCGACCAACUUUUCCCGGUGGCAGGCAGACGUGUCCGAGAGCGACGAAACGAAGGUGUCGCACAAUGUGACGAACUUUGAGUUUCUUUAUGAACCGUUUUAUGUUGCACCCGACACGGUACCGCCGCACGACGAGCGGUUCCUCGGCUACGGAUACACACGCAACACCCAGGUGUACGAAAUGUUUGUGGCAGGCUAUCAGUUCCAGGUGCUGACGCCUCUGUUCACGGUGCACUGGGGGCUGCAGAACAAGAAGAGCCGUCCGGCGUGGCGCGAGCGUCAGAACAACGUCAAUCGCAAGUACUUCGAGGUGUUCAAGCGCGAAGUGUUUGCACGCUACCACAAAGAUCCGCUGCGCAUGCUGCUGCCAAAGAAGUCGCCCAAACAGCAGCAACAGCAGCAACAACAGCAGCAACAUGCCGCAGGUGCAGUCGGCCUGGGGGUGGCCGGAGCAGUCGGUGCUGGUGGGCUCGGGGAGAAACAUUAGCAAAGCAAUAAGGGACAGCGGGAAGCAGACGGCUGCUAGCGUUGGAACGACAGGAGCAGGUUGAAUUAUAGAAAAAAAAGUGUGCGAUCGAUAUUGCAUUUCGGGUAACACACCCGGGGAAAAGGCAUGUAAAUUAUUAUGAAAACGAAUCACCAAUAAAGACAUCAGACCGAUCCGAACGAGCGGUACAAAUGAUACGGCGACCGUCGUGCCAGUAAGGCGCAUCGCAAACAACUCACUCACAUGGAAGGUUACGUUUGAAAUAGGGUGAGAUAGGUGCACGAAACCCAAAACACAUAACACUCUCACAGACACACAACAUUUAGAGGUGAUUUUUAAGCUACGCUAUGCCAGAAGUUUCUCCCCGUUUCCACACGUCCACGUUCACGCUGGACCUGGUUUAGCCCGAAGACGCGUUCGUUUGUUUGUUAGAAGAGCACCCUGAUAAACGGCCGCACAGCAAUUACCUAUUGGAACUUGAACUAAUACUUUGUAAUUUUCGUUUCUUCGUUUUUUCAUUCCCGCAUAAGAAUGCCAAAGUUUGCCACAUUGUUCGUACACUCGUGUAAUUUUAGGUGUUUUGUUACCGAUGUGAACUGUUUCUAGCCAAAGCGUAUUGCUUACUACUUACGCCACAAUGCGCCCGUGUUAUUCUCGAAAACGUUUAACCACCCCACACACAUACACACGUAUUGGGCGUCCAAUGUCAGCCAUGUUUAGAUAAAAUUAUAGCCCAUACGAAAUCCUGAAAUUGAUCUCAUCGCGUUUUAGAGCGGUUCGAAUUCUUAUGCUUUUUGUGCUAAAAUGAAUUAUAACAGUCCAUCCCCCAUGCUCUAGCCUAGCCUUUGCGUUGUUUGUUGUUUGUCCGUUUUGUAAAUAGCGUGUAUUUUGUAAGCUGGUAGGUGAACAGGGAAGGAUUGUAUGAACAAUUGCCAUAAAUAAAUGUGACCGUUUUUUCGUUUCUUUUUGAAUUUUCA
Anopheles arabiensis is the source of this 3245-nucleotide messenger RNA. RefSeq names its product beta-1,4-glucuronyltransferase 1. Gene Ontology annotation, molecular function: glucuronosyltransferase activity. Bases 823 to 2268 code for a protein of 481 amino acids. Lineage: Eukaryota; Metazoa; Arthropoda; Insecta; Diptera; Culicidae. The transcript is spliced from 5 exons. The record is from RefSeq and is a predicted model, not a curated record.